Molecule: messenger RNA, 4535 nt
Organism: Nycticebus coucang (slow loris)
Lineage: Eukaryota; Metazoa; Chordata; Mammalia; Primates; Lorisidae
Gene: GPR146
Product: G protein-coupled receptor 146
Exons: 3
Coding region: 580-1638 (352 amino acids)
Biological process (GO): G protein-coupled receptor signaling pathway
Cellular component (GO): membrane
Molecular function (GO): G protein-coupled receptor activity
Source: RefSeq, a predicted model, not a curated record
GCUCUGCGGCCACGCGAGGCGGGGGCGGGGCCGGUGGUCACGUGUGUACACAGGGCCCGGGCAGCGUGCGCCGUGCCCGCCGCACCGCCUCCCACAGCUAAAGCUGCCCGCCUGCCCGCGACCGUGUGGGCCGCUGCCCAGCAAGCGACAAUCGUGUGUUCAGUUUAUUUCCUUGAGGAAGAAGGAGACUUGUGACUGAACUCAGGCAUACCACACAUCGGGAGUGGCACAGGGACCUAAGGCAGGCCACCACAGCCUGCACCCAGCCCGCCCAGGGGAGCCACACGCCAGAUCUGACAGCACCGCCCAAACAGAACCUCCAGCUUCUUGAAACUGGCUGUAAACAGAGAGAGGGAGGAGCUGCUGUGCCUGCCAAGCAAGGCAGGAACCUUGUGAGUAAUUUACUGGAGGAAAAACAAGUGGUAAGCCUGCAUCCUGGGGCCCGCAUGUGCUCACAUUCUGGCACAUGCAUGGCAAUGCUGUGCAGAGGCUGUGGGGCUCCAGGGAAGCACAGCACAGGCUCCCCUGGCUCUCUGGUGGCUGCAGUGCCAUGCUGUUCACUGACAGUAUCUGUUGUCCAUGGCACAAAGAAGCGCGGGACCUGAAAUAAAGAGUAGGGGAGCCUCACAGGCCACCAUGUGGGGCUGCAGCUGGCUCAAUGGGACAGGCAGGGGUGAGGAGCCACCCUUCUGCCAGGACUUGCAGCUUGGGCUGUCCGUGCUGUCACUGCUCUGCCUGGCUACAGGUGUCCCCGUCGGCCUCUGCUACAACAGCCUGCUGGUGCUGGCCAACCUGCACAGCAAGAGCAGCAUGACCAUGCCAGAUGUGUACUUCGUCAACAUGGCUGUGGCGGGCCUGGUUCUCAAUGCCCUGGCCCCCGUGUGCCUCCUUGGCACUGCCGGCUCAGGAUGGGUCCCAUGGAAUGUCAGCAGUGAGGCGCACAUCGCACUGCUGAUCCCAUUCAACGUGUCCUCCCUGGUGGUCACAUACUCCACCACACUGCUCAGCCUUGACCACUACAUUGAGCGGGCACUACCACGGACCCAUAUGGCCAGUGUGCAUAACACCCGGCAUGUGUGUGGCUUUGUUUGGGGCGGGGCCCUGCUGACCAGCUUCUCCUCAUUGCUCUUCUAUGUCUGCAGCCGUGUGUCCUCCCGGGUCCUGGAGUGUGCCAAGAUGCAGAGUACAGAGGCUGCUGAUGCCAUUCUGGUGCUCAUCGGCUAUGUGGUGCCUGUGCCGGCCGCCCUGUAUGCACUGGUGCUCAUCUCACGCAUCCAGAAGGCAGACACACCCCUCGAUCAGGACACAGGGAGGCUAGACCCCUCAGCACACAGGCUGCUGGUGGCAACAGUGUGCACACAGUUUGGGCUCUGGACGCCUCAUUACCUGACCCUUCUGGGGCACACAGUCCUGGUCUCUCAUGGGAAGCCAGUGGAUGCUCACUAUAUGGGGAUAGUGCACCUUGCACAGGAUUUAUCAAAGCUCCUGGCCUUCUCAAGCAGCUUUGUGAUGCCCCUUCUUUACCGCUACAUGGACAAAAACUUCCCCAGCAAGCUCAGGCGGCUGAUGAAGAGCCUGCACUGUGGGCACCAGCACUGCUCCCCAGACCCCACAGGGCUCCAGCAGGUGCUGACGUAAGCAGUCUGGGACAGGUGAUCAAUUCUGAGGCCCCCACUUUACCCCCAGGACAUAAACUGGAGUUCCUAUGGAUGUGUGACUCUUUGCUAACCUGGACGCCACAGCCUGUCCUCCCCAGAAAGAGACAACCAACUACAAGAACAACACAGGGUGUAUUUCUUGUGGUUUUCUUUUCCCAAGAAGGCCACUCUUAAGCCAAGGCUGUGUUGUUCAAAGCAACAGAGGCCUGGUGUGAAGAAUCAGCUGCAUCCUUAUUAACUCACCUCCUUUCUCCAUGAUCUGUGUGCGUGUUACCCCCCCCACCACACACACACACCUGUGAGGCCCAAGCCUGAUAACGUGCUCGCUGGCAGCCUCCCCAGCGUCAGGCUUCCAUGAAGUGAUAAAAAUCUAAAGCCACUAUUUAUACUUUGAAUUGUUAAAAUACUUGAUUCCCCCUCUUUAAUUUUGUGUCAUAAAGAGAUGCUUGAUAGAAAAAUGACAAAAAGUGAAGGAAACACUACAAAGACAUGCUGGCACCACCUGGGGUCGUGGGCAGCUACCUCUAGGGUGUGCUGUGGGCACAGGUAGGUUUUUUUUUUUUUUUUGAGACAGUCUCAAGCUGUCACCCUGGGUAGAGUGCUGUGGCGUCACAGCUCACAGCAACCUCAAACUCUUGGGCUCAAGCGAUCCUCUUGCCUCAGUCUCCAGGGCAGCUGGGACUACAAUGCCCAACUAUUUUUAGAGACGAGGUCUCGCUCUUGCUUAGGCUGGUCUUGGACUCCUGAGCUGAGGCAGUCCACCCGCCUCAGCUUCCCAGAGUGCUGGGAUUACAGGUGUGAGUCACUGUGCCAGGCCUCACAAGUGGGUUCUUAACAUGAGAUGCAACUGGUAUUGAGCUGGGAAGUUAACACCCUCUCUUCACCCACCAUAGUACUUGGUUGGCCCGUGACCCCCCAAACAUCAGCUGUUUCCACUGUGGGUCUGUCCCAGUAAGUCAACUCCCCAAAAUGUGCACCAAACUAAAAAGCAUAAGCGAACCGAAGAACCAAAAAUGCCAUUAGAAUUUCUAACUCAACACAGGCUCAGAGGGCAUGCCCAGGGAAGAGGUCUGUACGGUGGGAUAAGGGAAUAUGCUUGAAGCUGGUCUUCCUGGGGUGGUCAGGGGUCAGCACUGUACCUGGAAGAGGUCCUGCAGCCUGUGGGUGAGGCACCCCAUCCUGGCCUGUUCCAGUGGGAGCUAUGCAUGGAUGUCAGCAAUGAGGUGGCCCAGGUGAGGCCUCCUCCCCCAGGCACAGAGGUAUCCCUGGACUAGAGGUGGCCUGCGUGAGGCCCUCUCCCCUAAGCACAGAGGUGGGAUACACAGGCAGAUGAGUUCUGUACAUCCCCUUUUCCUGAUCCCCUGGAUUAGAGAACAGUCUUCUGAGUGACUUCUGCCUGUAAAACUAAGUUGUGCGUGGGUCUCAUGUCACCUUUAAAGCUGCCAACUUGACUCCCCAUGGAGCUGCCCCUUCUAAGCACAGAGCCAGGUGGGGGGGUCUGUCUCUGUGUGCAUAGGGGCUUCCUGUCUCCCCAGCUGCACCUGGAAACCUUGAUGAGGAGAUUAUAGGGUAACCCUGCAAGUUCCUGCAGGUGACUGUAACUCUCCUCUUGCAGGUGAGCAGGCUCAGGACCCAAGAGCAGGAGGGCUGGAGGGGAAGGUUGGUCAGUAUCGGUGGCUCCUUCUUUGGAAUAAGAGACUCUUGCUGGUACCUCCUCUCCUGGCAAAGCUCCUGGGGCCUCUGCCUGAUUGCUUCUUUCACCUAACUGGUUUUCCCCAAAGGAGAGAGGGACCAAAAAUUACUUUUUUUCUUUUAAAAUUUUCAGUGGCUUUUGGUGCCACUGGCUAAUUUCUGGGCAUCUGCUGGGGAACUGGGAAGGUCCUUGGGGUCUCACAACUGGCAAGCACUUCACACCCCCACUGCAUGGAGCAGCAUGCAGACAAGCACGAGCAUGCGCCCUCCUCAUAUCCCCCAUGAAGGCUCUACCAGAGACCCACCUGUCCGUGUCUUUCCUAGGACACCUGUGGCGGGGAUUGGAGAUCCAUCUCAGAUCCAUCUCAAGGUGUCCCUCUCAGGCUGCUUACUUCCCUGUAUGUUCCAUCCCCAAUACUUCUGCCUUGUCUCCAAAAAAAAAAAAAGAGAAUCUGGGCUCUUCAGAGGAGCUACUGGGAAAAAGCUAAGGUGGAUAGAACUGUGAGCUCUUCACGAGUUCGAAGACACCAGGGUGCAAGUUUUAUGUUCAAGGGUUAUCAAUUUUGCUAUCAAACCUACUUGACUACUAUAAUUUAAGAACUGAUGAUCUUAUUUUUGUUUUUUUGAGACAGAUUCUCUCUGUUGCCCCAGGCUAGAAGGCCAUGGUGUCAGCCUAGCUUGCAGCAACCUCAAACUCCUGGGCUCAAGUGAUUUUCUUGCCUCAGCCUCCCAAGUAGCUGGGACUACAAGUGUGAUUUCCACCGAUUUUUCUAUUUUUAGAAGAGCUGGGGUCACACUCUUGCUCAGGCUGGUCUUGAACGCCUCAAGCUUGAUCUCAAGCAAUCCUCCUGCCUCAGCCUCCCUGAGUGUUAGGAAUAUAGGUGGGAGCCACUGUAUCUAACCUGAUCUUAUUGUGAAUUAUCCACCAGAAAACUUUGCCAUGCUUAUUAUUUAAGAUUCCAAAAAGUUAAAUUUAAUCUUGGAUUUACUUCUUCAAAGGUUAUAAAAUUUACUGUAGGAGACUAUAUCUGUUGUUAAUUGUGACAUAUUAGGAAAUCAAACAUUCAUUCUUUUAAAAAAGCACAUGACAGAAGAUAAACCAGGAAUAAAUUAAGCAAAUUACAUGUCAAGUUAUUGAAUUUUUUUUUUUUUAAGUAUUGAAUUAAAAACCAUCUGGAAAAUCUA